UUCACGCCGGGGAGGGGUUUCUGAGCCAAGGAGCACACGGCCUACUUCAUGGCUAUGGGGCUGGCUUCACAGCCUGCUGGGGACAAGGGCAGAGGCAGGGACCAGACCGGUGACAGUGCCUGCAGGAGGUGGUAUCGUGGAAGUCAGGGAAGUCAUCAGGGGCCGGAUGUGCCGGCACACUGGGGUGGGGUGUGAUAGGUGCUGACGGGACAGGACGGCCCCAGGACUCCAGUCCAAGCCACCGAAAGAUGGACAGCCACUUAGUGCAACAGGGGAGCCGUGGGAGGGCCGCCCGGACACCCUCUCCACACCCCCUUUCCGGGCACCAGUGCGGACGGGGGUGCCGGCUCCGGUUCCGGGACGAGUGAGGGAAGGCCACCUUGCCCUUCGGCUCUGAGGAAGGGAAGGUAGGAGUUGGGGGUGGCAUGAGUGUGGCGACCAGGCCCCCGUGAGCGGCCGAGAUAGAGCUCCUGGCUCCAGGAGGGACCGACCCGGCCUCUGGGAAGAGACCGCUUCUUUCCGUGGAGGCAAGGCCGGGAUGGGGAGACACAAACGGAGGACCUCUGGUUGGGGGGCCGGCCUCCUCCCCAGCACCCUCUGGGGUUCGAGGAGAGUUUAUGGCCCCAGCUCAGACUUAACAAACCCAUUCACAAUACAUCAUCUCCAACAACUUGUUUGACUAAGGCGCAUACGCAUAAACUCUCCCUCUGAUAGAAGAUGUUUAUACAGGUUUUCAAACAAACCCCCCAGGUCAUGACCCCUCUCCCAACAGCAUCAACACAGCUGCCUGUGGUCCUUUCCACGCGGCGGGGCCCUCCUGGGUACGACAACCUGAGGAAUGUGGACCCAAAGUACCAGGCUGCUUCCCACCUGGUUCUGGCUCCUUCCUCCUUGACUUUGCACAGGGCAGAAGGCCCCAGGGCGGAGGGGGGGGGGGUGUCUUUGGCUCCCUCCUGUGUUAACCCAGGGCCCUGUCUCCUUGCCCACCACCUCUUCUGCCAGGGCAACCCCAGCUCUUACAAAAAUGGAGCUUCUUAGCCCCUCACUCAGGCCUCCUUGGGAAAGGAGGUAGUUGCAAUAUAACAAAAAGACCCCGAACAGAGAGCCUGGCAGACCGGGGCUUUCCUUCCGGCUUUGCCGUUUAGCAACAUGUGACCCAGGCAGGCUACAUGCCCUUCAGGGCUCCAUUUCCUCCCUAUAAUAUUGCUUCUCCUGAUCCGCAGGCCCCACGCGGACAGGCCCAGCACGAGCAGGCAUUUCUAAUCACCUCCCCCCUCUGGUUCAAGGGCAAGAGGUGAAGCCUGUGGCCUCACUUUCAUGGGCUGGGGUGGAUUGGUUUGUUGGUUGGUUGGUUUUUGAGUUUGGUGACUGUCCUAUUCCCAACUGCUCUUGAGAACAAAUGCCUCACUAUGGGAUAGUGAAGUUCUAGGAAAAAAAAGAAAAGCCUUCCAUUACGAAAUCACAUGCGCUCACAAACUGGUGGGAAAAAAUAGUAAGUAAACACAGAGUCACACAGAAACACCCCCAACAUUAAGGCCUCCUGAGAAAUCCUCUGGAACCCCAGGGGUCAGCACUGAAAAAUCUGGUAACACUGGGCUGUCAUCUCGGAUGACCACAUUCACAUGGCUUUGACCACAGGCAGCCCCUUCUGUGUGUGGUACAGGCCUUACCACCUGUCUUGUCCCUGAUUCACCUGCUUCGCUCACUUCCUCCACCUGCUGGCCCCUGAAGGCAGUCUAGAUUUUGAUCCCUGUUGCAGAUGAAUAAUAAGUAACACGAAUUUAGCACUGACUGUGUGCCAGGCUCUAACUGCAUUGCAUGUAUUAACUCAUUUUAGCCUCAAAAUAACAAUGAGAUAGAUACUGUUUUUAUGCCUUUUCACUCAAGGAAUAUUCACCGAGAGCCCAAACCUGCCAGGCACCAUUCGGGCAGUGGCAAUGUGGCUGAGAACAAAACAGAGAGAAUCCCUGCCUUCACGGAGCUUUCGUUCUGGUACAGGCAUAGCACACGGGAUCAUUAAAAGUGAAUCAGGAGGUGUACCUGCAAGGGAGGAAAAUAAAGCAGGGUUUGGGGCAUGCAGACGGCUGGCAGCGGGGUGCGUUGUUGUAAAUAGAGUAGUCAGUCCAGCUUGCUGAGAAGGUGACAUUUGAGGGAAGCCCUGAAGGAGGUGAAGAAUUUGAGGAGCACUGUAGGCACAGAGAGGUUAAGAAACACGCCUAGGGUCACACAGCUAGUAAGUUGCAAAGCUGGGGUUUGAACCGGGGCUGGCUCCAGAGCCUGGCUUUUAAGGGUUGCGGUAUAGGGCCCAAUGCAAGAUGCCACUCCUGUCCCUGGGACCUUCAGAGUUUGGGGUGGGGGGGAGGACAGGCCAUGAGCCUCAUGGCUUCUGGAAAGCUGGAGUCGAAGAGGAGGAGGAGGGACGGACAAGGGGCAGCAGGGAAGGCCAAGGCUUUGGCUCUGAAGUUUCUGACCUCCUGCCCUGUCCUCCCAGAAGGCCGAGAUGGAUUGGCCACCUGCUGUCAGCUCUUUAUUUUAAUCUUGGUGGGGGGGGGGGGUCUUGGAGCUUGCACCCGCCCCCACCCGAUCCCGGCCCCUCCUCCCUCCCAGUGCUGGGGUGAACCCGCCACACGGCCUCUCAUCUGCCAGCACCUUCUCUGCCUCCAGCAGCACCCGCCUCUGCAGCCAGGAGACCACCCCAGCCGCCCGGCCUCACCCAUGGGGAACAGCAAAAGCGGGGCCCUGUCCAAGGAGAUCCUGGAGGAGCUGCAGCUGAACACCAAGUUCACAGAGGAGGAGCUGUGUGCCUGGUACCAGUCCUUCCUGAAGGACUGUCCCAGCGGCCGCAUCACGCGACAGGAGUUCCAGAGCAUCUACGCCAAGUUCUUCCCCGAAGCCGACCCCAAGGCCUACGCCCAGCAUGUGUUCCGAAGCUUCGACGCCAACAGCGACGGCACCCUGGACUUCAAGGAGUAUGUCAUCGCCCUGCACAUGACCUCCGCGGGCAAGACCAACCAGAAGCUGGAGUGGGCCUUCUCCCUCUACGACGUGGACGGCAACGGAGCCAUCAGCAAGAACGAAGUGCUGGAGAUUGUCAUGGCUAUUUUCAAAAUGAUCAGUCCCGAGGACGCGAAGAACCUUCCAGAGGAUGAAAACACCCCAGAGAAGCGAACCGAGAAGAUCUGGGGGUUCUUUGGAAAGAAAGAUGAUGACAAACUCACGGAGGAAGAGUUCAUCGAGGGGACCCUGGCCAAUAAGGAAAUCCUGCGACUGAUCCAAUUUGAGCCUCAAAAAGUGAAGGAAAAGUUAAAGGAGAAGAAACCCUGAUGCCAACUGCGCAGCCCUGUCCCCCUCACCCCUUCCCCCGCCGCGCACAGAAACCCGGGCAUGCGCACACCUCCCCAGGGGCCAAGGGGGUUUCCCAGGCCUCAGCGUCCCUCCCGUUCCUCCCAGCCACCUCCUCUCCCUUGCCCGCCCCUUGGGGCCUCCGUGAUAAUCCCAGGAUUGGGUCGCUGGAGUCCUACCAACCCCCCCCCCCCACCCGCCCACCACCGUGUAAGCUCCUUUGUGGUUUGCUGGGUAAGCAGGUUCCAAUAAAUGCGAGAG
Molecule: messenger RNA, 3603 nt
Organism: Lynx canadensis (Canada lynx)
Lineage: Eukaryota; Metazoa; Chordata; Mammalia; Carnivora; Felidae
Gene: RCVRN
Product: recoverin
Exons: 3
Coding region: 2371-3324 (317 amino acids)
Molecular function (GO): calcium ion binding
Source: RefSeq, a predicted model, not a curated record